Sander lucioperca (pikeperch) is the source of this 4480-nucleotide messenger RNA. RefSeq names its product calpain 1 (gene capn1). The transcript has 22 exons. Gene Ontology annotation, molecular function: calcium ion binding; calcium-dependent cysteine-type endopeptidase activity. Gene Ontology annotation, biological process: proteolysis. Lineage: Eukaryota; Metazoa; Chordata; Actinopteri; Perciformes; Percidae. Bases 592 to 2706 code for a protein of 704 amino acids. Gene Ontology annotation, cellular component: cytoplasm. The record is from RefSeq and is a predicted model, not a curated record.
AGCCAACAAAAAAAUCAACCUGCAUCAACACUUCAAAAGUAGCCCAAUUUCGCGGGAAAAACGGCUGAACUGGCAACCUUCAUUGAUGCUAGGAAACAUUUCGAGUUUAGCUGCUGGUUGGACAAGGAAGGACUGAGGCCUGCCCCCCUGUUGGCAUCUGGAUAAAAACAACAACAAACUGUUAUUGGUGCUCACUGGGACGUCUGCCUUCGCUGUGAGGAGGACAUCUCUCUCCAGAGUCUGUAAAGCUUCUGCAUUUUGAGCCCCUACACUUGUGAUUGUUACUGCAUUCAAAGUAUCCAGCUACGGUAGAACCACAAGUACCGCAACCAAGCAGCAGCCUGGUCAAUAUUUUAUAGCUUCUUAAUGGCCACUGAUGUUUCAUUCUGAUUUAUAAUUGAGCCUUGAAGCCAUUACCACCUUAUAUCAAAUUUACAUCAUAACCGCUACAGUGCUUUAUAUCAAAACUGUAGCCACAGCAGGUCAUAGUUGCCUCACUACUUAUUGACACAUCUUUACAUGUUAUUGUAGUUCCACACGUACAACCAUUACACUGACGCGUGACCCCACAGUUAACUCCACAAACUCAGGAUGGAGGAGCCCAUUUAUGCGACAGGCAUGGCUGCCAAGCUGAGGAGCCAGUGGGAUCGUGAUGAAGGUCUGGGACAGAAUCACAAGGCUGUGAAGUUUCUGGGUCAGGACUACGAGAGUCUGAAAGCCUACUGCCUCCAGAGUCGGAAGCUGUUUGAGGAUACUUUGUUCCCUUGUGCCGCAUCUUCUCUGGGAUUCAAGGAGCUCGGCCCCAAUUCCGCCAAGACCUCCGGAGUGCGCUGGAUGAGGCCUACGGAGUUCUGCAGAUGUCCCGAGUUCAUCGUAGGUGGAGCCACUCGCACAGACAUCUGCCAGGGAUCUUUGGGUGACUGCUGGCUGCUGGCAGCCAUCGCCUCGCUGACCUUAAACGACAACCUGCUCCACAGAGUGGUUCCUCACGGACAGAGCUUCCAGCAGGAAUACGCCGGCAUCUUUCACUUCCAGUUCUGGCAGUUUGGCGAGUGGGUGGAUGUGGUGAUCGAUGACCGGCUGCCAGUGAAGGAUGGGAAGCUGGUUUUUGUCCACUCGGCAGAGGGAACCGAGUUCUGGAGCGCGCUGCUGGAAAAGGCCUACGCUAAGUUGAACGGCUGUUAUGAGGCUCUCUCAGGCGGCAGCACGUCCGAAGGCUUUGAGGACUUUACAGGCGGCGUGACGGAGGCAUUCGAGCUGAGAAAAGCCCCGUCCGACCUCUACGGCAUCAUGAGAAGGGCCAUAGACAGAGGAUCGUUGCUGGGCUGCUCCAUAGACAUCACCGGCUCGGGUGAGAUGGAGGCCGUCACGUUUAAGAAGCUGGUGAAGGGACACGCCUACUCUGUGACUGGUGUGGAAGAGGUGAAUUACAGAGGAAGUCCGACCAAGCUGGUUCGUAUCCGGAACCCCUGGGGGGAAGUGGAGUGGACCGGAGCCUGGAGCGACAACUCCAGAGAGUGGGACAGUGUGGAUAGCUCCGUCAGAAGUCGGCUACAAAUACGCAGCGAGGACGGGGAAUUCUGGAUGUCAUUCAGUGACUUCCUGCGCGAGUUCUCCCGUCUGGAGCUCUGCAACCUGACGGCUGACGCCCUGGAUAACAGCCAGCUGAAGAAAUGGAGCACCUCGGUCUAUUCGGGAGAGUGGAGGAGGGGCAGCACUGCUGGAGGCUGCAGGAACUUCCCAGCAACCUUUUGGCUCAACCCUCAGUUCAAGAUUACGCUGCAGCACCCCGACUCCGGCCAUUCAGACUGCAGCUUCCUGGUUGGCCUUAUGCAGAAGGACCGCAGGAAGAAACGGCGUGAGGGCGAAGACAUGGAGACCAUCGGGUUUGCCCUGUAUGAGGUUCCAAAGGAGUUUGCAGGCAGUUCAGCAGUCCACCUGAAGCGAGACUUUUUCCUCACCCAUGCCUCCAGCGCUCGCUCAGAGACCUUCAUCAACCUGAGGGAGGUCAGCUCGCGUCUGAAACUGCCGCCCGGGGAAUACAUCGUCGUCCCCUCCACCUUCGAGCCGAACAAAGAGGCCAACUUUGUCCUCAGAGUUUUCUCUGAGAAACCCGCCAACUCCGAGGAGCUUGAUGAUGACGUUGUAGCGGAUCUUCCACCAGAGACUCAGCUGGAUGAGAGCCAGAUCGACAGCUCCUUUAAGAAUCUCUUCAGACAGCUGGCAGGGCCGGACAUGGAGAUCAGCCUCACAGAGCUGCAAACCAUCUUGAACAGGAUCAUCAGCAAACAUAAAGACCUGAAAACGGAUGGCUUCACAAAAGAAGCUUGUCGCAGUAUGAUAAGCCUCAUGGACACGGAUGGCAGUGGAAAGCUGGGCCUGACAGAGUUCCAUGUACUCUGGGAAAAGAUUAAACGAUACCUGACCAUAUUCAGGCAGUUUGAUGUGGACAAAUCGGGCACCAUGAGCUCCUAUGAGAUGAGGAUGGCUCUUGAAUCUGCAGGUUUCAAGCUGACCAACCAACUGUUCCAGCUGAUCAUCCUGCGCUACACCGAGGAUGACAUGUCUCUCGACUUUGACAACUUUGUCACCUGUCUGGUGCGACUGGAGACCAUGUUCAAAACCUUUAAGACCAUGGACACAGAUAAAGACGGUUUCAUGACCCUCAACUUCCAUCAGUGGAUUACUCUGACCAUGUUUGCCUAGAGAUGAGUGGACUCCUCUAUAAAUCUUGCACUGCAUCCUGCUGCAGCUUCAGGCCCAGUAUGUGUUGUUUCAGAAGUGCCUUUUUUUCUGCACCAGUUCUUCCUCUCUCUGCCAAGGCCCUCUGAUGCUAAACAACUGUAAAUUUAGCUUUACAGUGUCUACUUUAGAAAUAAUGUGCCAAUCCGUUUUUUGUCACAUAUUUUGCCAACAGAGGAAAGCUCACUUCUCGUAGCUUGGCGUUCAGUUCGCUGAGCUACAACCUUUUUAGCUUUAAAAUCAUUUCUUGUCUUGGGGCAGAGUUACUCUGGGGGAAGAAAAAAAACUUAUUGUUAAAUUUCAGUUGGUGAAAGCAAUUCUUUUUAGUGAUAUGUUACUUGCUUGGUGAAAAAAAAAAAGCAAUCUAUUUUCUUAAAAAUUACCUCCUUAUCCUAUAAGACCAAUCGCCUGACUUAUAAGAAAGUAAAUAAAUCAAUUAAGCAACUGAAUAAACUGAUGAAUUAACUAAUAAACACUCAUUAGUAAUAGCCCAAAAUGCCUAAAGAAAGGGAGGGGAAAAACACCAUUAAUGUUUACGUCUCGCACUGUCACAAGCGCGCUUCCUCCUACUCAGUGAUGUUCACAACCAGGCCUGUGGAUUAUCAGUAAGUGAUGAGGGAAAACAAAUCCUGUGGCUAGUCCACCAAGAGUUAAUGUACUUGAGGACAAUCGGCAAAAUGCUUCAGAGCUUUAUUUUUUUAACCUGCUGUCAGUUAUUACAAUCAUCGGUGCCAGAUGUGGUCGAUGUGGACAGCUGCUGAGUGUGCCAGCUUUUUCUCCAGCCUAUUUUUAAUGCCACACAUUCAGCCCGUAAGAAUGUGCGCAACAUGUAUCUCUACUCUGCCUUUGUAGCGACAUUGCCAGCCUGGUACUCUCUUUACUUAAUCUCUUUACAUCUUGUGCCAAACUUUGCCUCAGCACCAAAGAGUCCACUCAUAAAGCUUUACUGAGCCCUGCAGUGUGGAGACAAUGAUGGUGUGCUGUAUCAUAGAUAAUGUGUUGAUUUAUAUUCCCUUAAAACCAAUACUGGUUUAGCUUUAAAACAUUACUUAUUAUGCAUGGCACUUUUUAUUGACUGUUUUGCAAAAUAUGAAAAAAAAAAAGAAUUUUAUAUCAUGGUUGUAACUGGGUAUCAUAGUUAAAAAGGGAUGCAUCGUCCUUGUUUAAUCAUGCCUUUCGAAGGGAACAAGUACAUGUCAAUACUUUAGGUGAAGGUAAACUAUUAUGCAAGGUGGAUGGGUAUGUUGUAUGCAUGCAGUGUGAAAUGUGAUAUACUGUAUAUUGUCUGCCUACCGAAUUAUGUUCAACCAGGGGAGCAAGUGUUUUAUUUGAAGGGUUGUAUUCCAAAAUAAUAUGUCAGUUUUGGGGGAAAAAGACUUGAACGCUUUUUAAUAUGGAGGAUCUACAUGUUACGUAUUGUCAUUUUCUUAUCAAGCAAAGAGUUGCAAGUGUUUCCAAUGCCAAAGUAGUUUGUUCUACCAAUUAUUUUUGUGUUUUUUGUAAAUGGAAGAAUUGAAUUUGAAACAUUUAAUCAAAAAUUGAAAGCUAAAACCUUAAGAUCCUCCAGCAUUCAUGUCUUCAGUUUUUGCAGCAUAAUGCUUAUAUAACAUUACCUAAUGUUUACAAUGGUAACAUUGGUGUCCCUUUGGACUCAGUCAUCAUGCAAUACAUUUGUUUAACUGUGUAGCGUCUCUGUAAAACUUCUAUACACACUUUGAAAAUAAAAAUGGGGAUUUUA